This is a messenger RNA of Diatraea saccharalis (sugarcane borer), 364 nucleotides long. NCBI's taxonomy places the organism in Eukaryota, Metazoa, Arthropoda, Insecta, Lepidoptera, Crambidae. The record is from the annotation of a GenBank genome assembly.
UUCGAUGCCCGCUUUUGACUAUGAAUACGAAUAUUGGUUAGAGUUUCAUGACACAUUUUUAUCACUUGUUCACAAUUCUACUGAAAUUAGUAAAAAUUCAGAAUUUCCAAUAUCUAAAAUCAUCAAUAAAGGCAGCGCAGAGUUAGUGAUCGAUUCAUUACAAUUUUCCGCCGCUAAUUAUUCAGCUGAAUGGGAAUUGUUUUUUUUUAUUUAUUUAUCUUGGAAAACCAACAGCUGUAAAAAGAAUAUAAAUUACAAGCAUAAUAAACAAAAAGCCAAUUAUAGGUUUCCGUAUAUAGAUAUAGCUUAGAAAAGUCUAUGCAUGGUGUUUGAGGAUGUCGGUGCCAAGUGUCCGUUGACCUUA